GUUAAAACACAAAUUUCGGAACUCAAUAAAUUCAUAAUGUCGACAUAUCUAACCAAUUCUAGUUUCACUCGUCUUCCUCAACCCCUACAUAUAUCUCUCCGUCACACUUGUUAUAACACACCCUUAAUAAUCACACAUAUCUCUUCAUCUUCUCCAAUAAACCAUGAAUGUUAAAUUCUUGUUUCUUCUUUUCCUCUUACCAAUCUGCAUUCAUGGAGAAUGUACAUGCGAAGAAAAUUCAGGCGACCUAAACAACUCCAACAAGACCCAAGCUCUCAUAUUUAAAUUGAUCGCCAUCGCUUCAAUUCUUGCGGCGGGUGCCCUUGGUGUUUGUAUACCUUUGUUUGGGAAGAUGUUUAAAUCGAGUGACUUCUUCUUGUUGGUAAAAUUCUUUGCGGCUGGUGUUAUUUUAGCAACGGGUUUUGUUCAUGUGUUUCCGGACGCUAAUGAGAGCUUGGAAAACCCUUGUCUUGGCGAUACGGCUUGGGGUGAUUUUCCAUUGGCAAAUUUUGUGGCUAUGUUAGCCGCAGUGCUCGUGAUGAUGGGGGAAACCGCGAUUACCAAUUAUUAUAAUAACAACACGGUGGAGGAUCACAUGCAUGUUCAUACACAUACCGAACAUGGUCAUGCACAUGGCUCGUCGGAAGUUCUUGUCAAUCACAAAGUUAUGUCGGUGGUAUUGGAAGCUGGGAUUGUAAUACAUUCAGUAAUAAUUGGAAUAUCAUUAGGAGUUUCGGUCAAUCCCAAAACAAUCAAACCACUUAUUGUUGCUUUGAGUUUUCACCAAAUGUUUGAAGGCAUGGGCCUUGGAAGUUGCAUCACUGAGGCCAAAUUCAAGGUAAGGAAAGUGGCAGUGUUGUUCAUAUUAUUUUCCCUUACAACUCCCAUAGGGAUUGCGAUCGGGAUUGGGAUCUCAAACACAUAUGACGAGAAUAGCCACCUCGCUCUUAUCCUCCAAGGGAUACUUAAUGCUGCAUCGGCGGGGAUACUUAUUUAUAUGGCACUUGUGGAUCUCCUUGCUAUGGAUUUCAUGAAAUCAAAAGUUCAAAAGAGCUCUAAGCUUCAAGUUAUAGCAUUUGUUUCUAUUCUUUUAGGGUUAGGUUGCAUGUCCCUUUUGGCCAAAUGGGCUUGA
Messenger RNA from Helianthus annuus (common sunflower), 1132 nucleotides. Its product is annotated as probable zinc transporter 12. The coding region runs from base 164 to 1132 and encodes 322 amino acids. Gene Ontology annotation, molecular function: zinc ion transmembrane transporter activity. Lineage: Eukaryota; Viridiplantae; Streptophyta; Magnoliopsida; Asterales; Asteraceae. The record is from RefSeq and is a predicted model, not a curated record. The transcript is spliced from 3 exons. Gene Ontology annotation, cellular component: plasma membrane. Gene Ontology annotation, biological process: zinc ion transmembrane transport.